Molecule: messenger RNA, 995 nt
Organism: Pocillopora meandrina
Lineage: Eukaryota; Metazoa; Cnidaria; Anthozoa; Scleractinia; Pocilloporidae
Source: the annotation of a GenBank genome assembly
CCUCAACCAGUAAUUCCUAAAUACGGUCAAAAAAUGCACAUCAGAAGAAAAUCGGCCACGAAUCAAACAUGGGAUAAUGUUUUUCACUUCCAGCGCGGGGAUUGUUUUGAGGGACGAAGCAAGAUCAACGAGAAAACUGAUAGAAUCAACAAGACAAGCAAACCACAUGCAGUGACCAAUUGCAAAGAGGACGUGUGGAAAAGGAUCCGAAAGUCCGUCUCGAAGGUAUUUUGCAAGAAUUGUAAGACAGAUGGAAAAACUGCCCCUUACACGAGUUUGCCUCGCUUGGACUGUCUGUCUCUAAGCGAGAAUGAAUUGAAAAAGGGUCAAAGGAAACUUCGGUUCUGUUUAAAACGAACAAAACAAGAGGAGCACGUUUUCGAUUACGAACGAUGCGAAGAGAGUGACGAAGAAGAUUGUGAUUCGAUUGCAGUGCCAAGAAGAGAGAGCUGGGAGAAAAGAAGAAUGGGAAUUUGUAAAGAGAUUGAGCGCAACACUGCUGUUGCGUUUAGAUCUAGAAGUACCUCUCUCUUAGAACUGAGGAAAACUUUAGUAGUUAAUAACAGGUUCAAAGAGAUGGGGCUCUGACAUAGACAAGAAGUCUUGCUGAUUUUCACAGACUAGAUCAUGUAUAUGUUAUUGUAAAGUAUCUCGAAGCGAUUUGAAUAAGUCAGUUCACAAAUCACAUGUGCGAAGGGUUGACUGACAGAGAGUAUGAUAAAUUAUGACAUUAUUUAUCCCAUGUAUACUAAGUUAAAGGUAAAAAUAUUCACGUUAUUAAGAUAUUUACUGAAUAGAUGUACAUGUUGAUCGUUCAUUAAUAUGUUGUGUAAAUUUUUUUGAGUUAUUUUGGUGGAUGAUCGUAAGAAUGCAGAGCACACGGUCUUUGACCUGCCGGUAAGAAGUGUAAAAGAAAUCUUAGCACGUUAUUUAGGUUCAGGGAAUCAUAUGAUCCUAAACGAAAUUAAUUGUGUAUCAGUUAGCAUUUGCCGGAG